UUAAAAACGAAGGUACCAAAGGUCUAAAACACAUCAAAUUUUAGAUUGCAUAUACCGAAACCUGGCGAUCGCUGUGGAAGGACCCGCGGCCGCUGCGCAAUCGGUUCUGAAUCUAUCUUCACUACUUGAUCUUUGAAGCUUCGCAAUUGAAACUGAAGGGAACAAAGUUUUGGAGUCUAAAGAUUCAUUCUUUGAUGGGUGGGAUUAGUGUGAUUUAUGAUUCCAGGUUUCGACAAAAGAAGUGUGCUGCUAAGAGAAUUGACACUUAUAAUAAAAAUUGUAUAAAUCGCCUUCCAGAUGACAUUCUCAUUGUGAUAUUAUCUUCCCUUCCGCUGAAGGAAGCUGCCCGCACGAGUGUUCUGUCAGUUCGCUGGAAGAACUUGUGGAAACAAACAUCCUGCCUCAAUUUUGAUGCCAGCAGUACAUUGGACAAGAUUGCACAAGAUAACAAGCUUCGCAGUGAGGAGAGGCACAAGUACGUGAGAUGGGUGAACUCAGUCCUGAAAUCUACACCCCGCAAAGGGGCGCUCUCCUUGGAACACUUCAGGGUCUGUUUUGAUGUAGGAAAAGCAUUCUCCGGGACCAUUACGAAGUGGCUGAAAUUUGCUUUUAAGAGGCGGGUUGAGAGAUUGGAGUUGGACCUCCUGGAAUAUGGCGAUUAUGAAUCAUCGAAACCAUAUGUCUUCCCGGAAGACAUUUUGUUUCUAAACAUCCCUCAACAAACUACUACACUUUUCAACUUCAAUUCCCUGAAAGCGCUGUGUUUGAAGAAUGUUUCGAUCAGUCAAGAAGCUAUUGAGUUUUUCUUGCGCAGCUGCCCAUCACUGGAGCAAUUAGUUCUUCAAUACAUAGAGCACUUAUCAAAUCUUGAAGUUUGUGGUCCAUCCCUUGCGUUGAAAAGUUUGGACACAAGGUAUAGCUAUGAUUUGGGAUCCAUUAAGGUAUCUGCACCAAAGCUUACUUCACUUGCAGUUUCGACACUAAAAGGACUCGUGCUCGAGAAUGUUCCGAUGCUUGUAGAUUUAGAUAUUCUCUGCUGGAAAAUUAAAACGCCAUUAGAAGUUCCUACACUAAGGUGUUGCUUUUCUCAAUUGGAGAUUCUUACACUGCGGCUGCCAAUGCAUAAGCCACAUGAUAUUCCGUGGUCCAACUUUCCUGAGAUGCUUGAGUUGAAGAAGCUGACUUUGCAUUUCGUAGCAAAUCUUGAUGAAAGUCUUCUUGGACUAACGACAUUCAUUAGGAUAUCUCCUUACCUAGAAGAAUUUGUGUUCCUGAUUAAAUGGCCCGUGAUAACUUCAUGGGGUAUCAGAUAUCUGAAGAAGGGGACACCAUUUCUACACCAACACAUUAAGGUGUUCAAGUAUUUAGGCUAUUAUGGCCACUGCAGUGAUUUGGAAUUAGUGAUGUUCAUUUUGGAAAACUGUGUUGGGCUUCAAGAAAUCACUAUUGAUCCAGCCAUGCCGUCAUCUUUUUUGCAUGAGCCACGAGAGCCCGAUGAGUUGGAAUACGAACAAGUUGGCAGAAGUAAUGCGAAGCAACAACUUGAACCAAUAAUCCCUCCUCACAUUACAUUUGCUAUCCUAUAGAUUCUUGUUAUUUUUUGAAAAAUAACGAUGCUGCUCUACACCACAGGGUUUUUCUGCAGGUCUUAUGCUGAACAUAUCAUUCUUUGACUUGGCUCAUAAUGCAUUGAACUCCAUUGGGUUCUUGGGAAACUUUGAGUGAGCUAUCAGCCUAUUACGUUAUGUACCUUUUACCAAUUGUAUUCGUUAUUUUAAGCUUCAUUUCAAGUUAUUCUUAAUACCUAAUCAUUCCUUAUUUGUCACAAUUACAGUCCAAGAGGGAACUACUUAACAUAAGCUGUAAAUUAUUAAUUGUUUAGGCUAUUUUUAUUUGUUCAUUUAUAGUACACAACUGGUCCCAAAGCUUUCCAGAAAGACACAUUUAAAAAUAACCCACUGGGCAACCCCCCAUUUUUAUCU
Molecule: messenger RNA, 1982 nt
Organism: Cuscuta epithymum
Lineage: Eukaryota; Viridiplantae; Streptophyta; Magnoliopsida; Solanales; Convolvulaceae
Source: the annotation of a GenBank genome assembly